AUGAAGAGACUUCAUGAUUCCUUGGUGAAACACGGCGGCAUUUUGAUCUCGCUGGGCUGCGUUCUGCUGCUGAUCUCCCGGAAACGGCUGAUUUCACGGCUUUUGUCCAGCUAUUUCUCCCGCUAUUUGCCCUACCUGGCCGCCUGGUUGCGUCGCCCGAGCUCACCCAAGGGCCGUGCCAACGGGGCCAAUGGUAAGCUGCUACGGCCUCCCCCGGUACGGCCGGAGCCCUCGGGGAACUCGGGCCCCCCGUCCCCAUGGGUGCUCUCCCCGGCCUCCAAUGCACGGCAGCCAGGCCAGGUGCGCUUCGAUCCCAUGAUUGCUGUGGUACCUAUUCCCAGCCAUUGCGAAAUGCCACCUGAGAAGAGAGGACACCUCUGGUGGCAGCCGGACGACUUUGUGAAUUUCCUCCGGAGCCGCUUGGAUAUCGCCGAAGCCUACAGGGCAGCUGCCCACAGCCUUGGAGUAGACAUGUGCAAUGUCUCCAGUGUUGGUCGGCAUGCCAAAGAGGCUUACGCGGCGACCAUUGAGGCCUAUCCCAGUUUAAAGGACGAAUCCCGUCGCGGGUUGGGUUUGGGACGACGGCACCAGCGGGCACGCAACCGAGACGCCUAUUUGGCCGCGGUGGUCAACGAGCAAGGCCGCCAGCUCGACGUGGGCAUCUCGGACAGCAAUGCCCUGGCCUUGGUGGCGCGCCAAGUCUCGCAGAAGGACGAAGCAGAAGCAACUGCUGUGAAUAUAUGGAACAUCUACCCGUAG
Cladocopium goreaui is the source of this 759-nucleotide messenger RNA. NCBI's taxonomy places the organism in Eukaryota, Dinophyceae, Suessiales, Symbiodiniaceae. The record is from the annotation of a GenBank genome assembly.